This is a messenger RNA of Moneuplotes crassus, 539 nucleotides long. Lineage: Eukaryota; Ciliophora; Spirotrichea; Euplotida; Euplotidae. The record is from the annotation of a GenBank genome assembly.
GUGAAUUUGUUCCUUCUCAUUCCUCGAACUGUAUAGAUGUGUAAUUUCUCUUAGUUGUAGAGUCUCCAUUCUCUUUAACCCAUUCCUGUUCAACAAGAUUGAUUUCAAAGCUAAAAUCAGGAGAACUUCCUAAGUGGUCAACUCUAUUGACUUAAAACUCAAAGGUAAAAUCAAACUGAUUCCUUCCAGUAUCAAGUUCAUAAUUAUUCCUAGCAGGGUAAUGAAUAUAGGAAGAUGUAAAGAUAUCAUUGAUCAAAGAUUACUUGACAUAGAAAGUAUCCCCUUUCUUAAACAUCACUUUUAUGGACAGAAUUACGUAAGUCAACACAAUUGUACCCACAAUGACAGAUGCUAGAGGGAGAGACCCCUACUCCACCAAUAUGAGUUCUAUACUUGUCACCUCAUUUGUAGAUGAGCAUAAUAUUCCUUCCGUAGAAGCCAAGCCUUUUUAUGAAUCCAAGUACUUUCUGAAUGAUCGAUUCUUUUUAAUUCUAGCUGUGUGGUUUUGCUGGCAUAUUUUAAGAUUUUUUUAUUUUUAA